CAGACUUUCUCUCCACUCCUUUGCCAAAUUUUGCUUCCCUAUCUCUCCUCUCUUUUCUCUAUCUCUCUCUAUAUAUAUACACACAUCCAUAUGUUCAUAGAAAGAAUGUAAAAUCACGCUUUACUCGUUUUCUCUGCAUCAUCAACAACUCCUCAAGUCAUUACGCACUAUUCAAAAACUAAAAAAGAAAGAAAGAAAGAUCGAAAAAGUGAAAUUUUCGAUUACGGUUUGAGUAGGAAACGAGUAAACACAACAAAAGGUUCACAAUGGAUUCAAGAAAGUUCGAAGAAGACGAAGAUCGAAGCAUUCGUUUACAGGUCUCGGAGCUUCAAAAAUUGGAGGAAGCUAUAGGCUCAACCGACACCGUUUUUGAUCUAAGAAGCAGUAUCGAGAAAGGCGACAGCGGCGAAACCGCAGACGCAGCUUCUAUUUCCUCCGCGACCGCGUUUCGUAGAAAAUCAACAGUCCCAGCUCCGGAGAAGAAGCUAACGCUAUUCGCUCUACAACUCGCGAUUCUUGAGAAAACCGCCACUGGAAUCGGAACCCUAGGGUUUAUCUGGGCCACGGUGGUUCUUCUCGGCGGCUUCGCAAUCACACUCGACGGUUCCGAUUUCUGGUUCAUCACCAUCAUUCUCCUAAUCGAAGGUGCUCGAAUCUUCAGCAGAAGUCACGAGCUCGAGUGGCAACACCAAGCCACGUGGACCGUCGCCGGCGUCGGAAUCAGUAGCUUUCGCGCUCUCCGAUCAAGCUCAGCCUCGCUUUUCAAAAAUCUAAAACGAAUCAGGUUCAAUUUUGCAUAAAUCGAUCAGCCUCGCUUCUAACAUUUGAGUAACGAUCGUUUAUGUUUCUCUGCAGUGAUUCAAUCUUCAAGCCACGAUCGAGAGAAGCGACGGCAAGAGACUGCGUCGUUCCAGAGACGACGUUAGAGACAUGGAAGAACUCAGACGUACCUCUUCUUCCAUACGCGAGAUGGUUCUUCAUUUCCAGUACAGUGAGUCGUCUUCUUUACUGGCUCCAGCUUCUCUCUGCCACGGCUUGUGUAGCUCUAUCUUCUUACAAGCUUAUUAGGCAUAACUAUGGAGAUGUUCACAAAGGAGAUACGGAUAAGAGGAAUAGACAGUCUGCUCUCAAUAUAUUCUACUCGCUCGCCUUUGCUGAGGCGUUGUUGUUUCUUGUGGAGAAAGUUUAUUGGGAAUGGCAAGUCAGUGUUUGUAAUUUGCUUGAGAAUGUGACUAGAGAAUGUGAGUUUGGGGUUAGUGGUUUGGUUUCGAUCAAGAGGUUUUUCUAUGAUUCGUAUUCCAAGUGUGUCAAUGGGAGUAUAUUUGAUGGUUUGAAGAUGGAUAUAGUGAGCUUUGGUAUGGAGCUUUUGAACUCGAACUCUUCUGAUGAACAGCUUAUUGGAGUGAGGAUUCUUAGGCAGUUUUCAGUGACUGAACGGUACUCGGAGGAUACACUUGAGAAGAUCGGAAUCAACUUUCCCGUUAUUGAAAGGUUGGUGGAGAUGUUGAACUGGAAAGAUCUGCAAGAGGAAGAGAUUAGGAGAUCAGCCGCUGAGAUACUAUCGAAACUAGCUGGCAAAAAGCAGAAUUCUUUGAGAGUCGCUGGGAUUUCUGGUGCAAUGGAAUCGAUUUCAUCGUUGUUAGAGAACACGAGAUCAUCAGGUGAAGCUCCUGAUGAGAUUGGAGAGAAAAAGGUGUUCCAUGACCAUAAUCUACACUACGAUUUCUGGAGAUUCAACAAUUUGGGCCUUCUAAUUCUGAAGAAAUUAGCCAAGGAUCAUGACAACUGUGGAAAACUCGGCAACACGAGAGGUCUUCUUCCGAAAAUAAUUGAUUUCACACACGCGGAUGAAAAUCUGUUGAGGGAUGAAAACGCAGACAUAGCGAGGUCACGGGUUCUGACACUGAAACGGUCGCUACAGCUGGUGAAAAUGUUAGCCAGCACAACAGGGAACACAGGGAAGUGCCUCCGGAGAGAGAUCUCUGAGAUUGUAUUCACAGUUAGCAAUGUGAGGGAUGUACUGAAACACGGGGCGAGAUACCCAAAGCUGCAGAAGCUCGGGAUUGGGAUAUUGACCAACCUUGCACUUGAGGCCGAAGCUCGGGAGAGAAUUGGCGGAACUGGUGGUGUUCUGAAAGAGUUGUUCAACAUUUUCUUUAAACGGGAAACACGCGGAGAUGAAGGGAAUGAGGGAUGUGUGAGGAUCGCUGCAGGAGAAGCAAUAGCGAUGCUUGUGUUGGAGAGCAAGAGCAACUGCCUCCAUGUUCUUAGGCUUGGGGUUAUGGGAAGACUUGUGGAAGCACUUGAAGUUCCUUCGAUCCGUGUGAACGCUGCGAGAGUGUUGAGAAACAUGUGCUUAUACUCCGGGGAUGAAUGCUUUCAUGACCUGAAGUUCGUUAAAGCAGCAGCACCAACGGUCUUGAAAUCAAUAACAUCAGAAGACAACAAAUUACAGGAAGUGAUGGUGGGAUUAGCAGCACAAGUGUUUAGAUUCAUGAGCUCAAAAGAAUCAAGCUAUGUUUUCAUGUAUUCAGGCAUCAAGAGACAAGAACUGGCAAACUCGUUGGUCUCAAUUCUGAAAAAGAACGACAAGCCCGCGAUUAAGGUUCCAAGAAUCAGGAGGUUUGUAAUUGAGCUUGCGAUUUGGAUGAUGGAAGAUGAUGAGUUGGAGGAUAAUGUAGCAUUGUUUAGAGAGAUGGGUCUAGAGAAAGAGCUUGAGAAGGUUCUAGAAACUACGGCUGAGCUUGAGAACUUUGAUGUUUUCUCCGGUACUGUUGGACUAAGCCGUCAUAGCAGAACUGUCCAUUCACUAGCAGAGCUAGCCUUGGAAAUUCUUAGAGGAUAAAUGAAGAAUACACAUCAUCCUGCAAAAUAUCUUCAAAGCUCUGCAUUAGAGCUGCAAAUAUGACUCAUUGUUUUGUAAGAAGAAUGAAUAAACAAUGUACAAAUGUGAUGGUUAUGGAAUAUAUUCUUUAAUUUAUUUGAUUAAAUUCUGCAAGAAAGGUCUAAACGAAAAUUGAAG
Arabidopsis thaliana (thale cress) is the source of this 3022-nucleotide messenger RNA. RefSeq names its product ARM repeat superfamily protein. The record is from RefSeq and is marked reviewed. Lineage: Eukaryota; Viridiplantae; Streptophyta; Magnoliopsida; Brassicales; Brassicaceae. The coding region runs from base 842 to 2845 and encodes 667 amino acids. The transcript is spliced from 4 exons.